GGAGGAAGCGGCUGGAAGCUGGCACCAGGACCGGGUCCAGCGCUGCGGCUGUGGCCGUGUCGCUGCUCCUGCUGCGGGGAGAGUUCGUGGCGAUGCCCCCGGCCCCUCGCCGCUUGCUGCAGACGAGCUGAUCGGAACCUCAGCGGGAGCCACCAGUCUGUCUCGUGAGUAUCUGCUCACAUAACCUGAGGGAACAACCAUGGAGAAUGUAGCAAAAGAUGAUUACAAGAUCCAGUCAUUUGACGCGGAUACACAACAGCUGCUGAAAACUGCGCUGAAGGAACCUGGCUCAGUCGACCUGGAGAAAGUGGCCUCAGUGAUAGUCGAACAGUCUAUGAAGGACCUGGUGUUCAGUAAAGAGGCUGGCAGGAUCUGCUACACCAUAGUGCAGGCUGAGAACAAGCAGAGUGGGAACAGCAACUUCCGACGUAAUAUUCUGAUCCGACUGCAGCAGGAAUUCCUGGUGAAGGAGCAACUCCGAGAGCAUUCCGUGAAUGAAUGGGUCUGUCUGGUUACUUUCAUCUGCAACAUUUUCGACUACCUGAAGGUGAAUAACAUGCCCAUGAUGGCCCUGGUUAACCCUGUGUAUGACUGUCUGAUGCGUCUCGCUCAGUCUGACUCACUGCAGAAUGAAGACGAGGUGGACUGCCUUGUGCUGCAGCUACAUCGUAUUGGGGAACAGCUCCAGCGGAUGAAUACCCAGCGGAUGGACGAUCUCUUCUGCCAGCUUCGAGAUGGUUUCCUGCUGCAGCGUCAGCCUUCCUCACUGUCCCGCCUGCUGCUGCUGGAGAUUAUCGAGUUCCGUGCUGGUGGCUGGAAGAUGUCGGAGAAUGCUCAGAGAUAUUACUACAGCGAGGUGGCAGACUGAGAGAGCAAGAGAGAGAGGCUGUAGAUAGGGGAGGACCGGGAGUAAGAUGGAGCCAAGCUUUUUGUGCUAAUUGAAAUCUAGCGAUGAUUUUUAAAGGUGAUUGAUGUGUGUGAGAUUGACCAGCUGAGGGCACAGAUGAUUCACAUUCCCAAUUGCUCAGCCAGGAACACUUUUUGAUAGGACUGACUUCUGAGAAUGUGGGAGCUGGUCAUUGGGCAGGACGUGGAGUAGGUGGUUUGAUGCCAGUCCGCCCCAUCUAUGCUGAUGCCCAAAGAUAAAUUUUUAUAAAUUUUAAUACAGCUGUCUCUUGAGACUCAUGGUCUCCCUCCUUUGGCAGUGACUGUGGGCACAAGGGUUCUGCGGUGAUGUAGUGCCAACAUCAGCAGUGCCUGCUGCAGUACUUCACUUACACCAUGAGGUAUAGUUGCUGGGGAACCUGUGAAAUCCCAGCAGUAAAUGAGAGAUCCCAGUUCCUGAGAGGAUUGGUUGUUGAGGGGGGGCAAGUGGGUGCAGUCACAUUGUUCAUAUUUGUAAUAAUGAGAUAUUGGAGCAACACAAUGAAAGUUCUUCAUUCUUGUCCUUCCACUGACUUUGUAAAUCUUUCUCCAGCUCACCCCCACCUCCCCGCCCUCACCAUUGUGCCCUCAAUCCUUGGUCUGAAUGCGAGAAGCUAACUGUAGCUUUCUGCCCAGGAAUGGUAUCUGAGUGGCAUGUGAAUGUUGCAGUGUAGACGAAGGGUGUGAUUGGUUGCGUACUACCUAGAAUGACUUGCCAACUUGGCUGCUGAUACUGAAGUUGCUUCAUUUGUCACAAUUGAUUGGUUUUGAGGAGUUUAGUCACAAUAAAGGGGCCUGUUUGAUUUUGA
Molecule: messenger RNA, 1733 nt
Organism: Rhincodon typus (whale shark)
Lineage: Eukaryota; Metazoa; Chordata; Chondrichthyes; Orectolobiformes; Rhincodontidae
Gene: mif4gdb
Product: MIF4G domain containing b
Exons: 6
Coding region: 200-868 (222 amino acids)
Biological process (GO): regulation of translational initiation
Cellular component (GO): cytosol
Molecular function (GO): translation activator activity; protein binding; RNA binding
Source: RefSeq, a predicted model, not a curated record